Messenger RNA from Ostrinia nubilalis (European corn borer), 1367 nucleotides. RefSeq lists its product as uncharacterized. Bases 369 to 782 code for a protein of 137 amino acids. The record is from RefSeq and is a predicted model, not a curated record. NCBI's taxonomy places the organism in Eukaryota, Metazoa, Arthropoda, Insecta, Lepidoptera, Crambidae. The transcript has 3 exons.
GUUUUGUGAGUUCUUUCCAAUUUAUCCCUCAUUUACAUCUUUUCCUAAAUUCCGUUACUUAAUUCUUGCAUAAGUCCAAUUCACAACACUUUUCUUGCUUUUUAUUUGAGUUGGCGCAAGCUAAUUAAUUCGCACGUCAUUCCUUUCCGCUAGCGGUGCCCGUACUGCCGCCACUAGUUUUUGUCAAUAAUUAUAAGCGCACGGGCCAGUUUCGUAGAUAUUACUAUACUUAUAGAUACAUCGCUACCGUUAGACUGCAUCAGCUGAGCGCCUAUUCAUACGAAUAACAUUAAUUUACGCACGAUCUUUAUUUACGUCCGCACCAAUUAGAUUUUUUCAUAGGCCCUUAAUUAUUUUUCCUACCCACAAUGGCUGAAAAAUUAAUUAAACAGCGCGGCUCCGUAAAGGCUAAGCUUACUAGUUUCAGCAAUUACAUGACAGUUAUAAAAAGCUGCAAACAACUCUCGGACCUACAGGCUCUCGAACUUGAAGGUCGAUUUAAUAAAUUUGAAAGCUUACAUGAUGAAUUUAAUGAUUUACAGACCGACAUUGAGCUGCUAUCAGACAAUCCAGAGGAGGCCUAUGCCGAGCGCUUCAAAUUCGAAGACACCUUUUAUCCGCUGGUUGCACAGGCGCGAAAGCUCCUGGAGGCCAGUCAGCAACUUCAGAACAAGCUUUCUGCAGGUUCCGUAUCAGGCUCCGAGGUAUCAGCUGUGGUGAGAGUGGUGAGCGACAAAGGUCAAAGGUACAGCGCCAGAGUCCUGCUCGACAACGGUGACUGACAACGGCAACAUUACCAGAUUGGAGCGAUUCCAAAGAGUGGAGUUCAUAAGACAACAUUUCUGGAAGAGAUUUAACACAGAAUAUAUAUCUUUGCUACAGCAGAAAACAAAAUGGUCCACAUCCAAAGGGAACAUCACUGUGGGGAGCCUGGUUCUGGUGAAGGAUAAGGCGCUGCCACCUCUCUGUUGGCUGCUGGGUCGCGUCGUGCAGACCUACCCGGGCUCCGAUGGCGUGGUGAGGGUCGCCGAACUGAAGACAAAGAAGGGGACUAUCCGCCGUGGCUUCAACAAUAUAUGCCCUCUACCAAUUUCUUGAAGUUUCCACUUCAACCCGGGGAGCAUGUCUACUCACGGACAUUGCCCGCGGGCGGCGUGACCGGAGGGAGCGGCGAGCGUUCGGCGAACGAACGAGCAAUGUUCGGUUCGCGAGCGAACAUCGAAGAAGACGAUCCUGACGCACUCUCUUCAACGACUUUGCACAAAACGGUCUCGAUAACAUUGUUAAUUAUUUAUACCGAAUAGACAACUAAUUGUAUACAGUCCACUCUUUCAUUUAAUUAACUUCUACUACACUCACUAUCGAAG